This is a messenger RNA of Plasmodium vivax (malaria parasite P. vivax), 1932 nucleotides long. RefSeq names its product phospholipase DDHD1, putative. Gene Ontology annotation, cellular component: cytoplasm. Gene Ontology annotation, molecular function: metal ion binding; glycerophospholipase activity. The record is from RefSeq and is a predicted model, not a curated record. Lineage: Eukaryota; Apicomplexa; Aconoidasida; Haemosporida; Plasmodiidae. Bases 1 to 1932 code for a protein of 643 amino acids. The transcript is spliced from 3 exons.
AUGACUGCUCCCACUUUAAAAGCAGAAGAAGGGGAUGACGAGGACGAUUUAAGGAAAAAGAAAAACAACCAUUUUUUUUUUUUCUCCAAAAGUGAAAAAAAUGUGAGUGCGAGGAAAAUCCCCAAAAGUAAAAACGAGGUAGACAUAAACUUUUACGAAGAAGAACCCUACUUAGAUGAUAAAGUCAAUGACGUGGAUUACAUCAUUUUAAUAAUCCACGGGAUAGGGUCCAAUGAAGAGAUCAUCAUAAAUCAGUGUGAAGAUCUCAAGAAUAGUUUCAAAAUUGUAAAAAAAAUGUGGUUUUUUGAUUACCCUUUUAAUAUCCAUUUCCACAUUUUCAACUGGAAGAAGUACAUAAUAGACGCACAGAUUCACGUCUUCAACCGGAUAAACAUCAACACCAUGGCGGAGACGCGAAAAAUCGUGAACCUCUCCGCGGGGGACAUCAUAUGCUUCCUGCACCCGAGAUAUGGCGACUACAUCAUGACAAAUCUGUACAAUGAUAUAAACAAGGCGCUGGAAUCUUUAAAGAGUGACCCCAGCGGAAGAUUCAAAAACGCGAAGGUCUGCCUGUUGGGCUACUCCCUAGGGAGCGCCAUGGCCUACGAAAUUUUGCACAAUGUCAAAGUGAGAAUCAGUGAUAGUAACUUAAAGUACCACCUGAAGAGCAAAAUAGACUACUUCUUCAUGCUGGGGAGCCCCCUAAGUGCCUUGCUAUCAUUAUACAAGCCAGAUUACAUAAACGAGGGGUUGCGACCAAUGGAGGGGAUCAAAUUUUACAACCUCUUUCAUGGGUUUGACCCCGUUGCAUUCAGAAUAGAGCCGCUCAUAUAUCCCAAAAUAAAGAACAUCCCAGAACCCGUGUUGAUAAAUUAUUGGAGAAACAACGGAGCCAGGUACUGGUUUGAGUGGGAUAAAAAUAUGCAAAAUGCAAAAAUAGCCAUUGUGCAGAAUUUAAAUGAUUUCACAUCUGCCAUCACGAACGGGUUCUACAAAUUUAUCGGCAAAUCUGAAUCGAAUGAGGAGGAACAAGGCACGCUGAAUAAGAACCUCUGCUACAACAAGUGCGAGAGUAAAGACAUAAACAUGUUCCUGUCGAAGGUGAAGGAAAACCAAAGAAAAAUGGCUUUGCAGAAGAGGAAAAUGGAAAGAAGGAAUGGCAAAUUUAGAACCGUAAAGGAUAAACCCCCAUCUUAUGCUAACAUAACUGAAGAGGAAUACCAAACGAAGGUUUACCAAAAUGGGAAAAACUCGAAUGAGAUCCCCAGUGAUGAUUAUCUGUCUGCAGAGAAUUCCAGCUAUGUGGACAGCACCAAAAGCAUUUGUGCUUCGCAAGAUUCGAAUAGCGAAGUUUCUUUUUUUGACCAAAAUUUUAGUGACAAUUCGGGUGAUGACUCACCACGGGGGAAGACCCCCACCGGGGAAGUUUCAAAAAAGGGAAACCCCCUCUCCUCCUACUAUAGUAAUGGCGAUGGCGAUGGCGAUGCCAAUGCCGAUGCCGAUGCACCACACACGAAUACCAAACAGGAUAAAGCAAAUUCAAAUAAACAGGGCAACUCCACCAAUAAGGCAGACGAACUUCCCCUCCGAUACGACUAUCAGCUACAGGAAUUUAUAAUGGAGCAUUAUAUCUACCCCCUAGCGGUUGCAAAGUCGCAUUUUAAUUAUUUCAUAAUUAAGGACAUUUCAUUCUUCAUACUUAAGGAGCUACUAAACAGGACUGCCACCCUAAGCUAUGAGGAUUACCUAACUCAAAUAGAGCAAGAAUACAGCAACAAAUCGUUGAACGAGCAAGACCAUACUAAAAAGGAACGCUACCUGAAGAUAUCCGUCAAGGCAAGCAAAUCGCUGGACGAGUUUCGGAGGUAUGAGAAAAAUGUACAAGCCAUGUCCGAUCCGUUUAACAUGAAAAAUUUUAAAAAUCUCAUUUGA